Molecule: messenger RNA, 3022 nt
Organism: Nematostella vectensis (starlet sea anemone)
Lineage: Eukaryota; Metazoa; Cnidaria; Anthozoa; Actiniaria; Edwardsiidae
Product: ankyrin repeat and LEM domain-containing protein 2
Exons: 9
Coding region: 15-2345 (776 amino acids)
Biological process (GO): negative regulation of phosphorylation
Cellular component (GO): endoplasmic reticulum
Molecular function (GO): protein phosphatase 2A binding
Source: RefSeq, a predicted model, not a curated record
AAAAAAAAUCUAAAAUGGCGGCUGCUCGUAGCCCAUCAGAGCUCACUGCGUCCGAAUUAAUGUCCGAAUUACAGAGUUUUGGACUAAAGACAGGACCAAUAACGCCAACCACCAGACGCAUCUUAGAGCGAAGAUUAGAAAGAGCGCGCAACGAGAAAAAUGCGCCAUCUCCACCUGUAGUAGAGCCAGAUACAAGCGCGAAAUUUGAACUGCCGGCUCAAGAGGGUCAUGCCGCGAUUUCUUCAAGUUUCCCGCAGGUGAAAUUGGAAUUUGACUCAUCGGAUGGAACUCCUGAUUUAUUUUAUGGCGUUUGUUUUGACGAUGAAAACCAUCCAAAUGGGUGUAAGUCACCGGCUGUUUUCGUCGACAAAACCCAGGCUCUUCAAGCAGUUAAAAGCCUCAAGAAUUACGGAGCUCGCUUCAAGGCUUUCAAAUCAAAGUCAGAUGCAGAACAAUUCUCCCUUCCAUUUAACCAGAGUCAAAGAGCAACUCCAAAUACAGAGACGAAAUCUCCUGAUCCCAUCAGUAAUUUCAAAUCCCCAACACCUCAACAACUUGUGCUGUUCAGAAAACUCAUUGAGCAAGGGAAGCAGCAGGAAUUCAUAGAGUUGGUAUAUAAUAAUCCAAGAUAUUUGAUUAGUUCUGGUGACACCCCUGUUAUUCUUCAAGAAGGGUUUCGUUACAAUGCCAUGCAUGUUGCUUCAAAAGAAAACAGACCACACAUGUGUGAACUGAUCAUUAGAACACUAGAGAGCAUUCAUUUUUGGCAGGUAUUUUUGCAAACUGAUAAUAAAGACAGCUUGAAUUCAAGUGUUAACAACAACCGCAGACAGUUUCUGGUGGAUUUAUACCUCAACACUCCAGAUAAAGGGAAUCUUGAGACGCCCCUUCAUUUUGCCUGCAAGUUUGGUCAUUUAGAUGUGGUAAAGUACUUGGUUAGCCAUCCCUUGACGAGCAUCACGCCACACAAUAGAUAUGGUGACACUCCCGAGGAGAUGGCUUGCUCGAGAUGUAGUUCCCUGGCAGGGUCUGUCCAGAAGAAGGAUCAAAUAAAACACUUGCUGCAGGACAAUUACUUUGUACCUGUGUUUGGUUCGCAAGACAACUCGACCCCGCCUAUCCUUGGAGACCCUUGGUCCCCUACCAUGGCUCAAGGCCAGAGAAGACCACCCUCGUGCUCUUCUGUAGGAGUGUACAGCCCAAGGGAGUCAGUCCGGGCCUAUGCAGGCCCAAUGUCUCCCUCAAAGGCCUCUGAGUUUCAUAGGAUGUGGAAAACUCCACCCACCUCUCCUGAAGAUAGAAAGCAGUAUACAAACAUACGGCGGGGUGACUCAUCCCGAGGUAUUGAGAGAAUUGGAAGAUCUUUAGCCCACAGCCAUGGCGUCCCCUGGGCUGAAUACUGGGACUUCUUGGGGUGUUAUGUUGACCUGGCCACACCUGAUGGGCUUGAUAAGUUGGAGGCUCAUCUCGAAAAGCGCAAGAGAUUGAUGACAUCAUCUCACUCCUACAGCUCAAAGGACAGCGAAGAUGGUGUCCCAUCCACACCCGAUCAAAGCAGAUCAUCUGAAUUUACUCACGUUUUUGACUCGCCUUUAACCACUCGCGUACCAUCUGGAAGGUCUUCAGGAAAGAAGCCGUUUCCCAUUGGGGAUGUAACCGAUGAGCUAUCUCCUACAGAUGAAAAGACCCCAAGUGAUCUAGCAACAGAAGAUCUUAUUUCAGGUUUAAGUGGUCUAAGCAUCAGUUCAUAUGAUACAUCACCUGAGCAACCAAUGACUCCCUUAUCAAUUCAGACAGAUUUCAAUAAAGCCUCUAGGCUGGAUGACACUAAAGACUCUACAGAUUGCAAGAAAAAACUGUUCCAAAAUAAAUUUUCUCCGGAAGGAAUACAUACAGAUGAUGUCUUGUCAGGUGGCAGCUGUAAUGUAAUCAGUCAAAAGGCUGACGAACUUUCUGAACAAAUGGCGCAUAUUGUUACAACUGAGGGAGUUUUGGUCGAUGAACCUUCGUCAGAGACUCACAGCAGGUGUUGGGAGGAUGGUGGACUGGGUCAUUUGGACCCCCAUGCCUCCCUCGGGUCGCGAAGCACAGGCCAUAAUACACCAAGGCUUCGUCAACUUCAUAAAAACAAUGUGUUUAUUGAUGGUUUGUUUCCCAGUAAACUGGAUGUUGACGUUUUGCGUGCUAUAGAAAACAGCAAUGUUGAUGAGAGGAAGUACCCCUUACUGACCCUAUGGCGGGAAAGUGUAAUGGCAUACUCAGCAAAGGCCAGAGAAAGUUGGCCAAGUCCUGGGUCGCCUCGCUUCAGAUUGCGUCAUAAAAAAGUGCAGCUGUGGAGCUGUUGACCUACAGUUCACUUUGUAUUAAAGAGAUGGGUCUUUCUUUUUAAAAACCUGUCGUGGACCAACGUAGUUUACUAUAUUUAAUACAUUCAUGUGUUGGGUUAUUCGUCGUUCUUACGCGUAUCCCAGAAUUUUGCGAGCCAUGAGAAUAGGGACCGGAUUUUCCUGAAAAGUAUGUUUGAGAUCACACACUUUGUGUUUUUCGCGAGAUCAGGAGUCUGUUCUCAAAUUUGGAUCGAAGGUAAAUCAAUAUGACAGUGGAUAUGUAGGGGUGUUUGUGUAAGAAUUUAAUGAAUGUCCAAUAGCCCAUGUAAUAUUACUCCCUGUCAGCUGUAGGGGUUACAAUGUUUUGAAGAACCAGUGCGUUUUAGGGAACAUAUUAUUACCCUUUGAAGCCACUAAUCACGAGGAGGAAAAAAACUUCCCUUUUAUUUAAGAGAACACACAAUUAGCCCUGCACUACUGCCAUUUAAUCGAGUUUAUUGACCAGACUUGUAUUCUGUUCACAAGUGGCUGCCCUCUUUGUGCGUGUGUACUAAACAUUCUUUUGUAUUGCUAAUCAUUUUGCGACCAUUCAAAGGCAAACUCUACUCUUGUAAGCUAUAUUUGCUAUAGUGAAAAUAGAGAGUGAAAUAGAAAAUUGAGUGAAAAUAAAACGCCACGAACGCUUGUUGAGCUAA